UUAUGUUUCAAACUUUUCUCUCAGUUCUUUUUUUACCAUUCUUUCAUCUCUCUCUCAAGAAAAAAAGAAAAAAACAAAAACAACUAGAGAGAGAGAAAGAAUGGGAGCAUGCGCAAGCAAGCCUAAUGUGUUAAAUGGUGAUGCUCCUGAAGACGCACUAGACAAGGAAGAAUUGGUGAACAAGGAAGAUAUUGUCAUUGUCGAUGAUGCUGAUGCCAACCUUACCCCAUCCAAUGAAGAAGGAAAGGGGUCAAAAGAAGUGACAUUAGUAAAAGGUAAUGAAGUUGAGAAGGUAGUUGAUGAUCAAGAGAAGAAAAUAGAACAUGUGAAAUCACAAAAUCUAUCUAUGGAGAGUGAAGAUGAAGAGAAAUUACCAGAAGAAGAAGCUCCUGCAACAAACACUACUAUAGAGGAAGUAAAAGUUGCCUUUGAGGAUAACAAAAUUGAAGACAAUGUAACUGUUACGGAGGAUCUUGAUUCUGAUGCUCAGAAAAAUAAAACAGACGAGAAGCCAAUAGUAGUUGCGGAGAAUCUAAAUUCUGAUGAUCAGAAAAACAAAGCAGACAACAAACCAGUUGCCACAAAGAAAGGAAAGUUUUGGUGGGACAAGUAAACUAUCAUUUUUAAUUUCACAACUCAUUUUUUCAUCAAAAAAUUGUCAUUAAUUCCAUUUUGUACUCUUCAAUCUUAUUCUCAUUAAUUUAAUUCGAUUGUGAUUAAAUUUAUAUGAUU
Molecule: messenger RNA, 732 nt
Organism: Solanum lycopersicum (tomato)
Lineage: Eukaryota; Viridiplantae; Streptophyta; Magnoliopsida; Solanales; Solanaceae
Source: RefSeq, a predicted model, not a curated record